AUGGAUGAAACGACAGCUGCGAGUAGCAAGGCACCUCCGCAACUAGAGACGACCGCGGUUGCAGACCACAGACAGCAAGUCAUUGCAGAGAGCUCCUGCCUAGCAGCCGCCCUCGCUGCAUCCAGGCCAGAUCCAUGGGGACCUGGAUAUCUGCGCUUGUAUCUCAUCUGCAGCCUUAUUUUCUUGGUCGCCACAAUGCUGGGGAACGUAAUGGGCAGCAUCAAUGCGCUUCCCGAAUAUACGGCAUACUACCAUCUUCCAGUCACUGGAAACGCAGGCACGGGCAUAGUGUUCUCCAUUUUCCAGGUCUUUGGUCAAAUGGCUGCGGCCGUUUUCUUCUGGUUUGUGGAUUGGCAAGGCCGACGAUUGUCCAUAUUUGUCGGUUGCCUAGGAGCUUGCAUCGGCGCCAUUGUCACCGCUGUCGCACCAAGCUUGACGGCCUUCAUUGGCGGCCGCUUUCUACUGUCGUUCUUUGCCGCUAUUGCCACUCAAGGCGCUUCACUCUAUCUCGUGGAGAUCGCACCGCCCCAGUAUCGUGGUACGCUUACCGGGCUGUUCAGCACCUUGUAUUUCUUGGGCUCAAUCAUCGCGACAACGGUCGUCUACGGUGCAAACUUACAUCUGGCAGGCCGCGGAAAUCUAAGUUGGCGCCUACCCCUAUGGCUUCAGAUGGUCUGUCCUGCUCUUGCCUGCCUAGGCAUUUGGUUCUGCCCGGAGUCUCCGCGAUGGCUCGUUGGGAAAGGGUGGCAUACGGACGCGCGGAAGACUCUAACGAAACUUCACGCCAACGGGAUGCCGGACAGUCCCCUAGUCAACCUGCAGCUCGCAGAGAUGUCUGAAUCUCUUGAGCGCGAUGGUAUGGUGGGUUGGCGAACGAUUUUCAACCUCGGGGCACUGUUCAGAACCCGUGCGCGUUUAUACCGAACAGGAAUCGGACUCGCAUUUGCCUGGUUUGCACAAUUCUCGGGUAAUAAUGUUGCAUCCUAUUACCUUCCCAUUCUGUUGCAGAAUGUUGGCAUUGUUGAUACCAGCACGAAGCUUCUUCUCAACGUCGCCUAUGCAAUCACUGGAUGGAUCCCUGCCAUUGCCGGAGCUCGAUGUACUGUGGGCAUGGCAGUCUGUCUGGCAAUUGCAGCUGGCACUGCUGCAAGGUAUGAGAUGACGGGAAGUAAGGCAGCCUCUGGUGCAUCCAUCGCCUUCAUCUUCGUCUUUGGAUGCGUCUUCGCCUUUGGAUUUACCCCAAUGCAACCCAUAUAUCCAAGCGAGGUCCUCUCUAAUGAUAUGCGAGCCAAAGGCGGCCUUGUCUUUGGACUGGCCAGCGGUUGCGCUGGAUUUGUGAAUACACUUGCAGCACCUGUUGCCCUGGAAAAGGUAAACGAGCGAAAUCGACGAUCUGCGCCUAUGCUGAUGAUGGUACACUUUAGAUUGGUUACUGGUUCUAUGUGUUCUUCGUCGGAUGGGAUCUCCUCGAAUUUUGUGUCAUUUAUUUCUUCUUUGUGGAGACCAAGGGACGGACUUUGGAAGAGAUGGACGCCGUAUUCGAAGCAAAUAAUCCACGGAAAGCUAGCAUGCGAAAGCUAG
Molecule: messenger RNA, 1581 nt
Organism: Zasmidium cellare ATCC 36951
Lineage: Eukaryota; Fungi; Ascomycota; Dothideomycetes; Mycosphaerellales; Mycosphaerellaceae
Exons: 8
Coding region: 1-1581 (526 amino acids)
Biological process (GO): carbohydrate transport; transmembrane transport
Cellular component (GO): membrane
Molecular function (GO): carbohydrate:proton symporter activity
Source: RefSeq, a predicted model, not a curated record